AUGAAUUAUUUGCGUCGACGUCUCUCUGACAGCACGUUCAUCUCCAACCUGCCCAAUGGCUACAUGACAGACCUUCAAAGACCUGACCCCGCACAGCCUCCUCCACCUGCCUCCACCGCCCCGGCCAAGUCACCCACAGCCGGGCCGACGCCUCCUGCUACCUCCCCUGCUCCGGAGAGGAAUCCCCAGCCAGCUCAGUCCACUGGGGGUGGGUUCUUCAGCUCCAUCACCAAUGUGGUGAAGCAGACCGCUGCCUCAGCAGGGCUGGUGGAGCAGACCCAAGUCACGACGCCCAAGAAGUUUAAGAUUCUCCUUGUCAUUGAUGAACCACAGCAGGAAUGGGCAAAAUUAUUCAAGGGAAAGAAAGUACACGGUGAUUAUGACAUCAGAGUGGAGCAGGCAGAAUUCAAUGAGAUUAACGUUGUGGCUCACGCCAACGGGACCUGUAAUGUAGACAUGCAGGUUCUGAGGAAUGGUACCAAGGUUGUCAGGUCUUUUAAACCAGACUUUGUCCUCAUACGCCAACAUGCCUUCAGUAUGACACAAAAUGAAGAUUUUCGUAACCUCAUCAUCGGCCUGCAGUACGGAGGAGUCCCCAGCAUCAACUCGCUGGAGUCCAUCUAUAACCUGUGUGACAAGCCCUGGGCGUUUGCCCAGCUGAUCAACACCUACAGAAAGCUGGGCCCUGAGAAGUUCCCUCUGAUCGAACAGACCUUUUACCCCAACUACAAGGAGAUGGUUACCAUGCCAUCAUUCCCCGUAGUUGUAAAGAUUGGACAUGCCCACUCUGGAAUCGGAAAGGUCAAGGUGGACAACCACAGUAAGUUCCAGGACAUAGCCAGUGUCGUGGCUCUCACCCAGACUUACACCACCACAGAACCGCUCAUCGACUCCAAGUAUGACAUCAGGAUCCAGAAGAUUGGCAACGAUUAUAAAGCCUACAUGAGAACAUCCAUAUCUGGGAACUGGAAGACCAACACCGGUUCAGCCAUGCUUGAACAGGUGGCCAUGACUGACAGGUACAAGCUGUGGGUUGACACCUGCUCAGAGAUCUUUGGAGGUCUGGACAUCUGUGCAGUCAAGGCUAUCCACGGGAAAGACGGCAAAGACUACAUCACAGAGGUGGUCGGCUCUUCCAUGCCCUUGGUAGGGGAACAUCAGGCUGAGGACAGGCAGCUCAUCGGUGACAUGGUGCUUACAAAAAUGAACGAGGCAGCAGAGAAGGCAGCUAACGUGCCCCAGAGACCUACCACCAUACAACCAUCUCAGAGUGCUGGCCAGAAGGGCGAGACUGUAGGUGAACCAACCAAGAAUGGUGCCGGACGCCCACCUCAAGGUUGUCUGCAGUACAUUCUCGAUUGUAAUGGCGUUGCAGUGGGUCCAAAACCAGUCCAGGCCAACUGA
This is a messenger RNA of Lampris incognitus (smalleye Pacific opah), 1404 nucleotides long. It is a transcript of the gene syn2a, whose product is annotated as synapsin IIa. Gene Ontology annotation, cellular component: synaptic vesicle membrane; synaptic vesicle. Lineage: Eukaryota; Metazoa; Chordata; Actinopteri; Lampriformes; Lampridae. The transcript is spliced from 11 exons. Gene Ontology annotation, molecular function: ATP binding. Gene Ontology annotation, biological process: neurotransmitter secretion. The record is from RefSeq and is a predicted model, not a curated record. Bases 1 to 1404 code for a protein of 467 amino acids.